AUGUCUUCAUACCCUGGUAGUGAUUUACGAGAAUAUAAACCUUACGAAGAUCCAGCAUUAGUUGAACAACAACGUCUAGCACAACAAUUAGGACCCUGUCCAAAAGGUGGUUCGCAUGAACUAAGGCUUCAAACACAACCAGCAACUCGGCAAACACAAAUAACACUUUGGUCUGAAAUAAUUCUAGCAUAUUUUAUGCAUCAUAAAUUAUUUCGGCUUGAGUUAUCAGAAUCGUUAAAUAGUGAAUUAUUUGAUAAUAAAGGAAUCCAAAGAAGAUUAAAACUUGGAACCUUACAAUGCAUUAUUGAUACAAUGGUCAAAGAAGGAACGGCAGAGUGGGACUCACAAUCUAAAAAGAAUGUAUUUAAUAGUGGUAUGACUAAUUCUAUACUAACAGUAUAUGAAAUAGCACAUGGUGAUAUCACUGAAGGAUUAGAGUUUCAUGGAUUGGAUCAAACAAUUUUGUCAAAAUCAUUGGACAUACUAGUCAAACGAGGUUUGGCACAGCUAUUUCAAGGAACAAGCACUGAGGAUAUGGUAGAUGAGACAAAAGAGAUGAAAACUGUUGUUAAUAUUAUAAAAGAAAAAGCAGAAUUGAAUUAA
Molecule: messenger RNA, 603 nt
Organism: Cetraspora pellucida
Lineage: Eukaryota; Fungi; Glomeromycota; Glomeromycetes; Diversisporales; Gigasporaceae
Source: the annotation of a GenBank genome assembly